UAAUGAAGACAAGCAUAUUGGUUGUCAUCUUACUCUCUUGCACAUUUGCAAAAUAAUUGUAUGAUGUAAAAAAAUCAUAUGUCACUCCUGUAAAUGAAAUAAAUUUUGAAAAAUAAAUUAACAAGAUAAGACAAACAACUAAAUAUGUUACUAUAGUUCAUUUCUAUAAAUAUUCAGGUAUAUAUGCGAAUUUUAUUGGUAGAUGGAGAAAGUAGAUCAUUUGCACCAAAAUAUGAUGAAUUUACAAAUGAAUAUAAAGGAAUUUUCAGAAUAGCCUCAUGUGAUUGUGACGAAGCUGAAAAGAUUUGUUAGAAAGAGAGUGUCUCAAAAUUCCCUACAUUUAGAGUAUAUCCUCCAUAUCCUGUUCCUGCAAUUGAUUAUGAGGGUCCUCUUGAAAUUGAUGGAAUCUUGAAAUUGGCUACAAAAUACAUCCAUAACAAUAUUAUUGAGAUUACUGAAAAUAACAUCAAUACAUUUAUUAAUGAGAAUCCUACAGUUCCUAAAGUGGUAUUAUUUAGUGAAAAGAAAGGAUUCCCACUUGUUUACAAAGGAUUAAGUGUAGAAUUUGAGGUAAAUAAAUAUAUAUAAUGUUAAAUAGAAAAAAUUAUCAUUUGGUAUAGUGAGAUCAUCAGAAAAGGCAUUAUUAGAUAGAUACAAUAUCAAAGCAUUCCCUAAAUUAUUACUUAUAAAAACUAAUGAAAAAAAACCAUAUCCAUAUACAGGAGAAUAUAAAUUUAAACCUAUGUUUGAUUUUUUGAAUGUUCACAGUGAAGUAUUUGUACCAGGAGGAGGAUCAUCUGCUGAUAGUGCUGCAACAAAAGAAUGGAUGAUGCAAGUUGUUCCAUAAUUACAUUAAAGAUCUGCAAAUGAUAUCUGCUUAAAAGUUGAAGGUGUUAUUUGUGUAAUUUUAAUGAAUAAUGGAGAUAAACCGUAAUUUAUAUAAAUAUAUUUUAUAGAAAUAAUGAAUUAGUAGAUGAAUUAAAGAAAUUGAAUUAAUAAUAUGAGAGACAUAUUAAUAGAGGAACAGUUUUCAAAUUUAUGUGGUUAGAUGUUAAGACAGAAUCAAAAGUAAUUCUAUUUGAUCAUAAUUAUUAUAGUGGGGUUAAGCAAUAGAAUUCUAAGGUGAACCAAAAAUAGUUUUAUUGAAUCCAAGUAAAAGAAAGAGAUUUGCAAUUCAUGAUGGUGAAAUGACAUUUGAAGCAAUAUGUAAAUUGAUUAAAAUAUAAUUAUUAUAGAGAGAACUUUAGAAAAAUUGAUCAGUGGAGAUCUCAAAUUUAAAAAUUUAGGAGAAUCAUUACCUGAUUUUGUGAAAAUUGAUUUGUGAA
Paramecium pentaurelia is the source of this 1325-nucleotide messenger RNA. The record is from the annotation of a GenBank genome assembly. NCBI's taxonomy places the organism in Eukaryota, Ciliophora, Oligohymenophorea, Peniculida, Parameciidae.